Nannospalax galili (Upper Galilee mountains blind mole rat) is the source of this 5220-nucleotide messenger RNA. It is a transcript of the gene Rgs5, whose product is annotated as regulator of G protein signaling 5. The transcript is spliced from 5 exons. The record is from RefSeq and is a predicted model, not a curated record. The coding region runs from base 83 to 628 and encodes 181 amino acids. NCBI's taxonomy places the organism in Eukaryota, Metazoa, Chordata, Mammalia, Rodentia, Spalacidae.
AGACAGUGUUGACAUUUUCAGAGACCCGUUCUGCUGUUGAGAAGUUUCUGUUCAAAGCUGAGAAGCUAAGCCACUUGCCAAAAUGUGUAAAGGACUUGCAGCUCUGCCCCACUCAUGCCUGGAAAGGGCCAAGGAGAUUAAGAUCAAGUUGGGAAUUCUCCUCCAGAAGCCAGACACGGCUGCUGACCUUGUCAUUCCAUAUAAUGAGAAGCCGGAGAAGCCAGCCAAGACCCAGAAGCCCUCGCUGGAUGAGGCGCUGCAGUGGCGCGAUUCCCUGGACAAGGUCCUGCAGAACAACUAUGGACUUACCAGUUUCAAAAGUUUCCUGAAGUCUGAAUUCAGUGAGGAAAACCUUGAGUUCUGGAUCGCCUGUGAGGAUUACAAGAAGAUCAAGUCCCCUCUCAAAAUGGCUGAGAAGGCAAAGCAAAUUUAUGAAGAAUUCAUCCAGACAGAGGCUCCUAAAGAGGUGAAUAUUGACCAUUUCACUAAGGACAUCACUAUGAAGAACCUUGUGGAACCUUCCCUGAGCAGCUUUGACGUGGCCCAGAAAAGAAUUCAUGCCCUGAUGGAGAAGGAUUCGCUGCCCCGCUUUGUGCGCUCUGAGUUUUAUCAGGAGUUAAUCAAGUAGUCAUUGGUCAGGCUGUAAACACUGUCUGGGGAGUUACAUCCUUAUAGCAACACUGCAUUUUCCAGUCACCUUCACCUCUUCCCAUAGCAGCUUUGCUCAAAGAUAUCCAAACAGGGAAAAUCCCAGGGUAUUGCUUAGUCUUUUGCGCGUGCUGGUUUGGAUUUGUGGAUCUAUCCAAGGGCCUUCCUUUCCAUUUCUUCUUCCUACUGGCCUUGUAAAGAAGGUCUACCCAGUUUCCAUCAGCUUAAGUUACAGAAAAAUCCUGACUUCAACAAAGCUAUCUGUGACAAGAACAGAUUGCUACCUAAAGGAGGCUGAAAAGGAAUAUAUAUGUAAAAGACCUCCUUUUAAGGGACUUUAAUUGAUGUAGUUGAUAGUUUAAUUCUCAUCCAGAGCAGUAAUGUCUUUAGUGAUUUCUGAAUUUGGUUAGUAAAAAGUGGUAAGGGAUUUAGAAACAAAAGUAAAUUGUUUAAUUUUUGAUCUCUCUCUGAGAGCACCUUAUGUCGGCUGGAUAUUAUUUAGAUGCAAUAAUGAAUAUAUUAUGCUUAUAAACCAAUCUGAACAUAAUUCAUUUUAAUUCUGCCCAUAUAUUUCCAUCACUAUAUACCCACCCCAUGAUUCACCAAAUACUGCUUUAAUUCAAUCACCUAAGGUAAAUAAUAGACUAUUUUAUAAAUCAGUGUCUAUGCUUAUAAAAUGUGGGCAAGGUUUUAAAUUUUCAAAUAACUUGAAAUCAUUGUGAAUAUAAAAUGAACUUCAAACUUUCUAACACUAGUAACAUAAACUAAAACCAUUGUCAUCCAAUGGAGUCAGUUCCCAUUUCAGCAUCAAGAGACCAACAUGGUAAAAAGGGAAACUAUUGUCAAAACUAAUUAUGGUUAAUUAUCCAGUAAUGCCAUCUAUUUGUUUAGGAAGUGAUGAUUAUUUUCAAAACAGCAAAUCAUCUUUGGAAAAAUUAACAUGAUUACAUGUGGAAGCUUUCUAAGUGAGAGUUUUAGAAUAUCUUGUGUUUUGUAAAAUAAUGUGAUCUUUUAGCAACACCAGUCAGGCUUCCCUCGCUAUUUUGCUUCCUGUGUUAGCAAGUCAUAAUUACAUUCAUAAGUUCAGUUUCAUGCACCUGACACACCACAUAAUAGACCAUUGUAGUAAGUUUAAGGUUUGAACUUUAUAUUUCAUUAUGAUAUGUCUUGCUUAAAUAUUUUUCUUAGUAGAUUCGACUGUCAUGGUACGUAUAAUUUAGUAAAUCGAUAAAAUCAAAUUGAACCAUGUAUGCAGGUAAUCUAGGUGAGGAUAUGGAUUUGAUUCAUAAGAAAGAAGGCAUGGUUUCUAGUGGCUCAAUAAAAUGCUGAAACGUUUUAAGUAGAUGACACCGUUGAGUCUUGCAUUUCUCCUUUUGUUUCCUUUUUUCAUUCACACAGGCCAAGCUUUCCCACAUGUGGCUCAUUCAUUCGGCUAUUUCCUAGGGAUAUUGAGAGUGAAGCAGCUGUAUUAGUUUAUUCUUCAAGUAAACACUGAGCCUGCAUUGGCUUUUCUGUAUUUUUGUGAUUUUGAAGGGUAAUCUGUCUGAACACUUUUGACAUUUCAUUCUGAAAAUGAGUCGGAGCCGCUGGGUCUGCUGCCAACAGUUCCAAGUGGUAGGGAUUCAUUCAUAUUUGCCAAGAAUGCUCACUGUAGAGAAACUCCUUCACUGGUCAGGCUACGUGGGAACAACAGUGCAAGAAUGAAGUUAUCGGAUGGGUUUGGUUUGUGAGCACUCUGGAAUUCUGGCAGUCCUCCUUAGCAUCCCUCCCCUCUACUGAAUCAGUAGGGCAAAAGUCAGCCCUUGAUGUGAUCCAGCAGCUAGAAAAGUGAGGAUCCUGAGGAUCUAGUUGAACUGUUUCUUGAAUGAAAGCGUGUUUAAAAAAACAAUUUUAAUUUAAAAUGUAAAUAUUUUAUUCACAUUAGUUAAAACAUCCAAAUGUUUGAAAAUGUCCAGAGAAUUUACUAGAUGGUACAGAUCUCACCCUCACCAAGAUGGCUGCUGUUGAAGACCCCAUUGACUACGUUUGCAAACCAACUGCACACCAGUGUGAGUGGUUAGACUGGUCAGUGAAGGCUGAGAAGGGUGGGAAGGGUGGGAAGUGCUUCAAGGGCUGCUCUGCGAAGCUAGUAAAGAAUGCUUAAAGCCAUGUGUCUGCAGUCAGAUGGUGGCAUUAUAUACCUACAUAGCUAUUCAUAUCUCUAUAUGAUUUUAAAUUUAAGCAGACUAUACACAUAUAUUCUUCUAACAUAUAAAAUAAUAAACGGAAUAGAAAUAUAUGAGCAACAGAUGUAUUAAAAUUAGCUUAGGAACUUUUUUGGAAAGCUUUUUGAACCUUAUAAAAGAAAGGAAAUAAAAACCCAUGUUGGUAGUAAUUUCCAUGGUAACGCAAAGAAAAUAAGUUCUUUUAAAUCUGAGAAAUCAUAAAAAGUGGGAUGACCUCUCCAGGAGAAGAAUGUGUAACAUCUAUUUAGCAUGCCUUCUCCUUCCUGCCCCUCCUAGCCAGUUCCCUUGAGUAAAUUGCUUGGGAAAGUAUGAAGUUAUUGCAAGAACCUGGAGGUUCUUGCUUUUCCUCUCUUGGAAAACAGAGCUACAGUUGUAAACGGGUCUGGGAUGUAGGACAGUGUUGGAACUAAAUUGUGGUCAAUGGGUAGAAAUAUUUUCUAGGUACUGGCCCAUAACCUGGGUUUAUGCUCCAGUUUGAUAUAGUUUGGAGUGAGGGUCAAAUGAAAAUUUAAAUCAGAUCAGCACAAAGAGACACCACCAGUUCUAGUAAAUUGGGAGGUUGUGUCUCAUGUAUCUGUUAAAGCAGUGGUUGUUCAUGUGAACACUUACACACACACACACACACACACGCACACACACAUUGAAGUGCCAAGUAAAUUUCAGUUCCAAAUUGCAUGAGAACUUAAUAGAAAGAAGUUUUUCUUUUCAUCCCAUUUAAAGCUGUCGACUUCACUUGCUUGGUAUGUUAUUUGUAGAUAAUCCAUUUCAAUUGGAUGAACUUGAUUAUUUCCUGAAGAAUAGAAGAUAUCCAUUAACAAAUCAAUGGAUAAACUAAUAAGCAUUCCCUUCUAGGGAUUUGCCAACUGUGCCAUCAUACAUCUGAUGGUUUGAGUUUCAUUUAAAAGGCUAGUUAAUUUGGGGAAAAUGACUUUUGUUCCUGAAACUAUACCCUCUAGCAAGCCAUUUCCUCUGCUUCCUGGGAAUGUAGCAGAUUUGGAAGAAAAUGGGUCAUGAGAAGGGGCAAAAAACAGAGAAGGGAUUAAGAAAGGAAGUCAGGGCCCAGUCCUAUGAAAUUCACCCUGUGGCUAGGAGCCACUUAGGAGCAGCCCAGCUUGAUGGAAGAACAAACUGUCUUGCUGUCAUCUUGGGGACUUGUGGGAGGCAUUUCGUGACUCACAUUGAGGCUAGGUAAAGCAGUUCAUUUUAACAUCCUAGAGAACCUUGAGCAGGGAAAAGAGCAAACAUGGAGAGCCUCUUUCUCAUGUAAUGUGUAAGUGCCAGAAAGGAAAGAAUGCGAAACUCAGUUUUGAACAUCUGAGCAUCCAAACCCUAGGGCCAGGCAACUCUAUGCAGGUUUGGGAUUAAAGCCUCAGUGUGUCUUGGUAUCAUGUUCUGGCUGCAUUAUUGGGCCUCAGUGUGUCUUGGUAUCAUGUCCUGGCUGCAUUAUUGGGCCUCAGUGUGUCUUGGUAUCAUGUUCUGGCUGCAUUUUUGGGCCUCUCCAGUGUUGGGUCUCUUCAUUAUGCAUGCAUUCAGCAUUCACUUAGCCUUCUCUUGGGGUAAGGCUCUAUGGUCAACACUUUAAAAGCUACUUCUUGUGUUAAACACACUUUUCCCCAAAUAGAUGGCUAAUGAGAGCAGUUGGUAACCAAAGAAAGGCUUUCCUCAGUCUUAGUCAAACAUCCUGGAACUGAAAAGGUCAACUCUCUCCCUUGAGGAGACAUCCGGGACUCUGAACAGAAGCCAGCUCAUAGUAGAGACUGAUGAAUACAACACAACAGAAUCUUUGGAGUUGGUCCUCAGUUCACAGUUCAUCACUAUACAAUUUUUCUAGUAGAAAAGCUAUGUAAUCAUCAUAUCCAGGUUAACUCGCGUCUUAUAAUUUGCUCAUUCCCUCACGUCACGUGUUUUCCCUCCCCAUCAUCCCACAUAUCCCCCUCCCCCUUCUCCCUCUGAAACAGUCGUGCCUCAUCAUACUUAGGUAAUAAUGAAUAUAGUAAGAACACUUAGGUGCCUGUCUAGGAAGAGGUACAAGCAAAAGUAUAGACGAAGGGAAAUGCUGAGACAUUUACCACUGGCAGCAAGAUCUGAAUAAGGUUUGCAAACAUUCUUUUUAUGUCGUGAAGUAACCGGGGUUUGAGGGGACUAUGGACAACUUGGAGAUCAUUUUCAUAAGACAUAUCCAGUAACAUGGAGUAGAAAUGAAACGUUUAUCAAAUCACGUGUUAGCACUUUUCCCGAAAGUUUUUAAUUCCAGACCAAAUGUGUUUGUUUCCUGAUUAUUGUAUUCAAUACUUAAUGUACUCUGUGACUCACUCUUCCUGAUAAUAAAGUAACAAAUGCUUAUCUA